CUGAAUCGCACGCAAUGGCAAAGCCCGUAAAACAAGCAAUGUUUAUUAUAAAUGUUCAGGAAGAGGAGGCAAAAUGCACAGAAUCCCAACUGGAUAUAUUACUUAAAAUCCAUGACGGCCAGUACCGGCUAGUGAAAAAGAACAAACGCAGCUCCGUUUGGAAUGUGUACAGAGAAAUCGCCCGUCCGGAUGGCACCAAGCUAAAAUGGAGAUACUAUUGCUUGGGCUGCAAGCGGGUAAUGCAAUCAACUGGAGGCACUACAUCCAAUCUGCGCAUACACAAAUGCCAUGUACGCUAUCUGAAGCAACACGGAAAAGUUGCCGAGUCGCCAAAGACACAACACAAUAGCAGCAGCAGCAGCGGCAAGCUGCAAAGGUUGCCGGUGACGGCAAGCAAGAGGCAAAUGCAACUGUAUGAGGAGCUCAACGAUCCAAAGACUGUUGAAUACAGCGAUGAGGAAGAGGAAUAUGAGGAAGUGGACAUUCCAGCUGCUGCACAUUCAGAGAUUGAGCAUAUUGAAUCCCCAGAAACAACGCAAGCAUCCAAUGAGCGACCGCUACUGAAGCUAUUUUCCGAGGACGAAGCCUGGUCACCCGAAAUGACCGAAGAGCAGGCCAUCGAAAUAGAUCAUGUGACUGAAGAUGUAUCGCAGGAAUUCGUCAAGGAGACAAUCCGACCGAAUUCCGCAAGCCUCAUUCACAUCGACGCCAGUGCGAUAUCCGAAGCCGAAAGCUAUGCUCGCGCCUGGGCGCAUGCAUUCCUCAAAUUAAGCGAAGAGCAGAAAUUUUAUGCGAAGCGUUCGAUUGACGAGCUCCUAGUACUGGGACGCUUGGAACGCUUGAACAUAUCCACAGUAACCUCGUUGACAACCAGCUUAUAAGGCUUGAGUACUUUAAGCCAUUCUGAACAUGGUCUAAAUAGAUUUAAAUGAAUUAAAUUAAUUUUCAGCCCCUUCUUAAAUAAUCGCUUAAUAAAAUGUAAUUAAUUUUUAGUUAGAUCUGUGCCAGUUGUUAACCAGACGAAUGCAAUACUUUUGUUUAAACUUUAGUAUCAGACAGAUACGAAAGAUGGUUAACAAAGCUAUGAAAUUGAAUGUAUCAAGCCAACAUUGAUAAGGGACUUGAUGGAACACAGCUAGAGAUAAUUGAA
Molecule: messenger RNA, 1150 nt
Organism: Drosophila novamexicana
Lineage: Eukaryota; Metazoa; Arthropoda; Insecta; Diptera; Drosophilidae
Exons: 2
Coding region: 15-881 (288 amino acids)
Molecular function (GO): DNA binding
Source: RefSeq, a predicted model, not a curated record